Cinara cedri is the source of this 2546-nucleotide messenger RNA. NCBI's taxonomy places the organism in Eukaryota, Metazoa, Arthropoda, Insecta, Hemiptera, Aphididae. The record is from the annotation of a GenBank genome assembly.
AUGUCUAAACUAGAAACUAUUGAAAUCAUUAAUGAACAAAAUUCUGAUACAAAUCGGCUAUUAACUUCAACACCUUCGCUAUCUACAUCAUCGUCUUCAACUUUUUCGGAAACUACAGUAUUAAUUGAUCCAAUUAGUGGCUUGCUUAUUCCAAUGCAAGAAUCUGAUGAAGGUCAAUAUGUAUCCACAGAUAACAAAGAUUUAAGGUACGUGUUACAAAUCUUAACAUUUUAUUCUUAAAUAAAUACAUUAUAUUAUUAAACUUUCAUUUUUAAAAAUUUAACAAAUUACUAAAAUCCUAAGUUGUAUUAUUUAAAAUGAGUUAUUAUUAAACCUAGAUAUGCUAAGAAAUGUAAAUUAUUUGGUUAUUAUUUAUUAUCUAAAAUGUAUUGAUAUAAUAUCUUAUUUUUAAAAUUGGUUUUGUAUAUAUAAAAUAUUAUUAAAAUAAAAAUUAUUUUAUUAUUUCAUUGUGUAUGUGUAAUUCAUACAUAUCUUCUAAAACUAAAUAAAAACCAAUGUUAUUUUGGGUAUUUAAUAUUUUUAUGUCUGUAUUAAUAUCAAAACUUAUAUUAUGGUUAUUUUUUAAAACAUGUUUAGUGAAAUUUGAACUAAGGGCAGUCUUUUUAAAUUUUUGUUCAGAAAUGUGAAAUUCAGAAAAAUGAGAAGUGACAUAGGGUUAAUGAUAAAAUUAAUAUUUCAGUAGCACAAAAUACACACAAAUUACAACUUAAAACCAACAUUAUUUUCAACCACAAGCUAAUUUAAUGUAGGUAAUAUAUUCAGUAUAUAAAUAUUAAAAAAUAAUUAAUACAAUGUGUAUCUAUUAUAAAUUAUAUAUAAUUUCAAAAUCAAAAUCAAACAAGAUAUAACAAACAACACCAAUAAAAAUUACAAAAAUAAAACUAAUAAAAUAUUUAAACUAAAUAGUAUUGUUGUUUAACUAAACAACAAAAUACAAUUAUUAACAACCUAGUGAAUAAAUUAAAAACAAAAUAUUCAGAAAUAUUAUAAUUCACACUAAUGAAAUUUGUGAAAAAAUUUUUAGAUUUUAUAAAUAAUAAUAAUUAAGGUUGUGAAUUUAAUGCACUAAAAAACCUUAAAAAAUGCAUUUAAAAUGUCAAAAAAUUCAAUAAAAUGCCAAAAUUGUAGUAUAAAAUGGUUUUUAAUUUAAUUUGUAUAAUUACAUUAUAUUAAUUAUAUUAAUUAAUUAGAAACAUCAAAAGUGCAAUUCAAAAGUUUCAUAAAUUGAUUUGUUGUUUCAUAAUUCAAGUUAUGUACAUACAAAGCUACGAUUUUCAAUCACAAAAAAAAAAAAAAAAUUCACUUUCCCACAAAUUCACAGCCGUAAUAAGAAUAUUCAAAACUUAAUCCCAUCCCCCUUCUCCAUAAAUAAUCAUAAUUUUAAUAAUAAAUGUGUCUAGGUUAGGUUUAAGCAAAAAGAGUAAAUUAUUAAUAUUGGUUGACUAUAAAAGAAGUAGAAAGAGAGAGUGAGAAAAGAAUCUGUGUGGCGAUGACCCUGGGCUACGUUCAUUAGUUUAAAUAAAGUUUAUUUAAUAACCUUUAUGUUUAUUUUUAUUUUGUGUUUGAGUGGUAUCAUAAUUAAAGGGAUAUACAACAUGAUCUAACUAUAAUUUACACUAAACAAAUUAAUAAACUGAUAAUAAAGUCAAAUAAAUCAUACCUAAAGCCCAAAAGAAAAUAUUAUUAAAAACUGAUUACAAAGUAGAGGCUCCAAACUUAGAUUCAUAAAAUUACAUAAAAAGAUAAAUUUGAUUUGUCCAUUAAUUAACUUUAAACUGCUCCAUCUUAUAAUCUUGCUAAAUAUUUAGAUUCUCUCAUAAAAGAAAAAUAAAUAUGAAUAUUAAUACUUCUAUAAAAACACUUAUGAUUGCAUUGGAAAAAAUUAAUAUAAUUAAUAGGUAUUGAGGCUGGUUGCAAAAUAAUCUCUCUCGACAUACAAAAUGUGUAUACAUUCAUUCCUGAACACAAAAAUGUAAAUUUUUUAAAAAAAUUAACUUAAGCAUGAUAAUAAUUUCAAUGUAAACGAAGUAUAAGAAAGUAUUCAAUCAAUAAAUGUAAUUAUUAAUCAAAACUAUUUUCAGUAUAAUAAUAAAUUAUAUUCGCAAAAAAAAAAAGGUUUAGUUAUGGGUGGACCUUGAGUGCUCUUUUAUCUAGAAUUUACACACAAAAUUAUGAACCUAAUAAUUUUUAUUAACAACAAAAUAUACUGUCUAUAUUGAAAAGCAUAUGAUAGAUAUGUUGUAACACUUUCAUUUUAUUUAGAGGUUCAAAUAGACAAACAGAAAAUUGAGAGUACUACUUAAACAAAAUAAAUUAAAACAUAAAAUUAACAUUUGAAAUAUAAAUAAAUAAUAAAUUAAAUUUCUUAGAUCUUAAAGUUUCCAUAAUAAAAAAAAGAAUUUGAUUUUAUUAUUUAUAGGAAACCUACAAAAACUGAUACUAUAAUACCACAUGAUUAUAAUCACACUUAUUCUCAAAAAAUAUUAUUUUUAAAUUCAAUAUUCUAUAUGCUUGCUAUUAAAUAA